Messenger RNA from Papaver somniferum (opium poppy), 672 nucleotides. Its product is annotated as F-box protein CPR1-like. Bases 1 to 672 code for a protein of 223 amino acids. The transcript has a single exon. Lineage: Eukaryota; Viridiplantae; Streptophyta; Magnoliopsida; Ranunculales; Papaveraceae. The record is from RefSeq and is a predicted model, not a curated record. Gene Ontology annotation, molecular function: protein binding.
AUGUCGAGCAUUAUACAAGAUGUUUACUACGAAGUAUUUAUAAGGUUACCGGUGGAAUCGCUACUUUUAUGCAGGUCUGUAUGCAAAUCUUGGGUUUCCAUUAUAUCGAGUCCCGCCUUUGUUAAAUAUCAUCUGGAUUUCAACUCUAAAAACACUCCUAGACUUAUUUAUCAAAAUCCUGAAAGGAAUUUUUGCAUCUCAUCAUCAAAAUCUGAGAAGGACGUAGGUUGCCCCUCAUUUAAAGAUCCUAGCUGUGAUAUUGAUUUGUUGGGUUCUUGUAAUGGUUUGGUUUGCUUAAGGUUUGGUUAUAAUGGUGGACUCCUUUGUGUUUGGAACCCAGCCACGAGACAAUGCAGCAAAAUACCACGAUCACCGAACGGAGUUCCGAAGCCUGAGAUCAAUAAUACUUAUGCUUUUGGUUAUGAUUACAAAAUUGGUGACUACAGGUUGUUAAUAGCUAGAGAAUCUUCUGUAGAUGUUUACACAUUAGGAUUGGGUUCAUGGGAGAACAAUGAUGAUGGUGAUAUUCUUUUACAAGAUGGCAGCGGUGUAGUUUUAUAUGACCCGGAGCAUCCAAGUGCUAUUAAACAAAUUUCUCAUGGUUCAAAUGCGGUUGACAAACAUAAUUAUGUUGAGAGCCUAAUUUCACCCAACUCUUGUACUUUUAAGUGA